AUGUUUGAGGAAAAUGAGUAUCGCCAGAGCAUUGAAAUCAGGACUAUUGCCAAUGCAUACUGGAGCGCAACGAUGGAGUUCAAGGUUCACUUGGCCGAUCCGGACUCGUGCAACCUCGGACACCACUUGCACAGCUGUCGGGUGAAGAUCAUCGAUACGGACACCUUUCCGUCCAACAAGUAUCGCGAACAUCUUUUGAAAGGUGAAGAGGGCUUGGAGAGCAUCAGUGCAUCUGGUCUCUUCACAGAAUACUUCAAGCUGUGUUUUCUGCAAGUGCCGAGUAUUUCCUGGCGGACGGUGAUGUGUCUCCUCUUCGACCAGCUCAAGAAUGUCUACCGCUACGUCACGUUGUGUUUAAACAUCUACAUUGUAGAUGUCCUUUGCAACCUCAACAAAGACACCGAAGAGCAACUGCUACGUCCCACGAGGGAAGGGACAGCUGUGGUGAUCGGGCUGUUGUAUGUUGCACCGAUGCUGAUUCUCCAUCUUUGGGAUAUCUUGAAAGCCAAGAUGGAUCUGGUGGGGCAUCUCAGGCUGUAUUUGCAGGCGAGUCUCUUCCGAAGAUAUCUCAACUACAGCGAAGAGAGUCGCGCUUCGGUGCCUCCUGCAGAUAUGCAACAUGCGUUGCUGGCGGUGUUUACCUGUUUCACCUUGUUGGAAAAUCCCGAUGCCAUCUAUUUGCUGAUGGCCAUGCCUUCCUUGAUGUUUCUCUUCCUGACGUGCAAGUCCUGCUGCUCGUCAGACUCUGAAGAUCGGAAGGACACCGAGGCGCAGGUCCUGUCGCUGGCUGCGGAGGUCUGUCAGCGCUAUCGUCUCAUUGCGGACUACUUCCAACGUCCGCAGAUGAACGAAAUCUUCGCCCGGAAGACCGAUGAGCUGCGGCGGCAGUCCGUGCCUGAAGCUGUGCAGGGGGUGAACAGCGAGUACUUCCCCAAGUGGUUGGGCCCACUCUUCGUGGGCGUCUACGUGGCGUUGUAUUCCCCCAGCGUCUUCGACAACUCCGUCUCCUUGGGAACCUUCCUGGCGAUGAUUCACGUCAUGAAGGAUAUCAGUUCCGAAUUUGCCGAGGCCUACGACAUCAUCCUGGAUCUGACGGACACCUUUGAGUCCAUCAAAGCCUUGACGGUGUUCUUCAACAAAGCCACCGAUCUCUUGAUGUGGAAGAAGGUGAACCGUCAGCGCCGAGAAGCCACGAGGCAAGCACGAGAUGAGUUGUUCAAGAACAGCCACGAUGAGAAUCGCGAGCAGGGCGUGUACAAGACAGACCAGAUCAAGAUGCGGAUCUUGGGCGAGAACGUGACUUCGCAAGUGGACCAGGGAAAACUGGUGGCCGUCGUGGGGCCGCAUGGAUCCGGCAAGAAGACGCUGCUGUCGCUGCUGGGCCACAUGAUCUUCCCACAAGAUGGGCAGAUCUUCAUCCCGUCGCACCUUCGCAUCCUGCAUGUGACCCAGGAAGCGUACAUCUUGAAUUUGUCGCCCUGGCGGAACCUCAUCUUUGGUUGUGCCAAUCCCAAUUCGGUGGAUCCUGAACGCAUCAAGAUGAUUCUCAACAUGCUGGAAAUGAAAACCACCUUGGAUCUGAUCAAAAAAGAUUUGGAGAAGCAAGCAGAGCUACGAGCAGGUCACAAGCCCGCUGAUGACUCUGAGGCUGAGGAGUCGGAAGAUGAAGAAGAAACAGACAUGAACAAGAGCAAGGGCGACGAUGAAACUUGGCACGAGUCGCUGACCUACUCGGAAAAGGUGAAGAUUCACUUGGCUCGCGCAUUGAUCAUGAACCCCGAGGUGUUGGUCUUGCAGCGACCUUUGCACCACUACGACGAUCUCAACGCCGGCAAAGUGCUGGAGGUCCUGUAUACUCAUGUGCACGAACGUGGUCUGGGCCUGCCGGAGAAAGGGCGAUGGCACCGGCGUCCCCGUAGCUGCCCCUUGGUGAAGGCUUCAGGAUAUGUGACAUUUGCGGAAUAUGGAGGGUUUCAUGGGAGAAUCAUUUGGAACUGGUCCACUAGUCCAUUUUCCAUAGCUAUCUUGGAUUAA
Cladocopium goreaui is the source of this 2034-nucleotide messenger RNA. NCBI's taxonomy places the organism in Eukaryota, Dinophyceae, Suessiales, Symbiodiniaceae. The record is from the annotation of a GenBank genome assembly.